Entrophospora candida is the source of this 945-nucleotide messenger RNA. The record is from the annotation of a GenBank genome assembly. Lineage: Eukaryota; Fungi; Glomeromycota; Glomeromycetes; Entrophosporales; Entrophosporaceae.
AUGGAUCAAGAUACAAAGGAAACAAUUACUAAAUAUCUUGAAGAAAAUAUAUCCAAUAUACAAUUCAAAACUUUAAGACCUGAUGAAGUUGAAGCAAGCGAUGAUGAAAAAAUUGAAAUAAUGCGCAAAACUUUGGAAGAUCCUGCUUUGUUUCUUUCGAAAUGGGGAAAAUAUUUGCCGGCAGAUUUAUUAUCAAAGUUUGAGACCUUUAGAAAUGAUUAUGAAGUGAAUUGGUAUUUAAGCCAAUUAGAAAAUGAUCAGAGACAAGAACAAAUAUUACUAGCUUCAAAAAAUCUUGAGCCUAAAAAUCGUCGUAACAAAAAAAUACUUAAUCGUCGAUAUCAGUAUCUGAUUAAAAAUCUUGAUAAUACAGAAUAUUUUAGUGAUGAGUCAAUAGAAUCGAGAGAACCAUUACUAUAUGAAGAUUAUGUUGGGAAAUAUAUACCAAAUGAUGAAAGAUAUCCACCUUUUGAUCAAAAUAUUAGUUUAGUAGAUAGAAUGCUAUAUAAUAUUGAUCUAAGUUAUAUACAAAAUAGAUUAAUUGAAGAAAAAAUAAUACAAGAAGAGCACCAAGAAAAUCUUGACCAAAAAAUUAUAGAUAAUACUAAUGAUAAUGAUGGUGGUACAAUUCUAAAUGCUACAGAAACUAUAACUGUCAAUAAUACUACCGUCUCUACAAUUACAGAGACAGCAAACAUAGUGCCUGACCAACAAAUCAUAAUAUCAGACGAAGAAAGACAACAACUCAGAAACGAACUUGUGGAUAUAAUGAGAAACAAAUUCUUAAGUGGAAAUGAUCCUGAUUUUGACUACAAUAGCGUGGACUUUAAUGAAGAGUAUGAUGAUAUAAAAGCUGAAGAACAAGGAAUCCAAGAUCAAUAUUUUGAUACAGAAGAGCCUGAUGAAAAACAAGUUAGUACUGAUACUGGUGUUUUGGAUUAUUAA